Molecule: messenger RNA, 3760 nt
Organism: Acanthaster planci (crown-of-thorns starfish)
Lineage: Eukaryota; Metazoa; Echinodermata; Asteroidea; Valvatida; Acanthasteridae
Gene: phf14
Product: PHD finger protein 14
Biological process (GO): regulation of transcription by RNA polymerase II
Source: RefSeq, a predicted model, not a curated record
UAUACCCACUAGGAAAGUAAAAAAGUAUAGGGGGCCUCUGGCUAGGUUUCUGGCUUGGCUGAGUUUUACUUGACCAGAUAUUUCUCUUUUCUGGAAGAUUGAUUAUGGCCGAAGAGGUAAAAAAUGAACAAAAAGGAGGAGGUGGGGAGGACGUUGACUUUUUGUAUGAAGCAAUGUAUAAGCGAGAUCCUAAGAAGCGUCGCGUCAAGCCCGUUGAGCGCCACCUGAUACAGCUAGAUUUUGGUCUCAGCGACAGUGAGAAUGACAGCGACUUUGAAAUUAACGAACACGAAGACCCAGAUUCAGCAGGAUCUGCCGCCGAGAUGGAGGAGGACGGGAGCACGGAAGGAGACCGAGAAUUCGACGACGAAGACAACGAAGAUGACGACGAGGAGGGGGAGGAAGAUUCCGGCCAGGGGAUGUCCGACUCGGACGGCGGGAAGAAGCUCAGCAUCGGGGAGCUCAUCUCCAAGGCCAGGGUGAGCAGCAUGAAAGGCAUGGACAAGACUGGUUCCGGUGAAAAGCCAUCAGCAAAACUCAAGAUGCUAAUAUGUGCAGUAUGCUUAGGAGAAGUCAGCAUCGACAGCGAUGAGAUAGUGGAAUGCGACAGCUGCGGAAUUGGUGUCCAUGAAGGUUGCUAUGGUGAAAUCCUAUCGGACGGUGAUUCCACCAGCAGCAUUCAGACAGCAAGCUCCACUGAGCCCUGGUUCUGUGACACCUGCAAAGCUGGCAUUUCCGACCCUACCUGUGAGCUGUGCCCAAACUCUGGAGGAAUCUUCAAAGAGACCGAUGCCGGAAGGUGGGUUCACGUGGUGUGCGCGCUGUACGUUCCGGGAGUUGCGUUUGCUGACGUAGAGAAAUUACGCUGGGUCACUCUGUCCGAGAUGCCGACAGGGAAAUGGGGUGUCAGGACGUGCGUUUAUUGUGAGGAUGAACGCUUCAGCCGUACUGGCAUCUGCAUUUCCUGUGAUGCCGGCAUGUGCCGGAACUACUUUCACGUCACAUGUGGUCAGCGUGAAGGAAUCUUGUCAGAAGCGUCUCCAGAAGAAGACAUUGCCGAUCCGUUCUAUGCCUACUGCAAACUGCACGUGGAGAAGUCCAGCAUGCGCCACCGCCGGCAGAACUACCUAGCCAUGCAGUCGCAGCUCAAGAUCUUCCAAGAGCGCAAGCCAGAUGACCCCAUCGCCCAGGAGCGCAUCACUGAGAAGCUGAAGCGCUGGCAGGAGAAGUACAAGGAGUCCCGGGUCAAGAAGCCCAGUCCCUGGGUCCCGACGGAGAAGGUCCCUCGUCUGCUGACCACCAGCCCCUCGGCCACCCGUCACUUGAUGAAGAAGGCCGAACUCCUAGGAAUCAACACGGAGUCCCCACACCAAGCCCAGGUCAAGGAGAUCAGCGAGGUGCGCAGAAAGUGGCACAUACCGCCAGCGUUCACCAGCGAGUUCGUCAACUACUAUCUCGACCGCGAUGUGCGGAUGUCCAAUCUGAAGAACAGACUGGCUGAAUCUAUGAGAGUCAAUGAGCGUCUGCAGGGGGAACAGGUGACACUGAGAGGUCUCUAUGACAAGCUUACAAGUGAGGUGGAGUCCCUCCGCAUCAGCACCGCCAAGCAAAGGAUGGAGGGUCAGUCGCUAUGGAAGAUGUUGGUCGGCAUGGGUCUCAAGAAACAACCCAUGCCCGAAGCCAUCAAGAGCCCGUGGGCUAAGAAGAUCCCACCCAAGAAAGAAGGGCCCAAAUCGCCCGCCGUCAUUCACUCUUGUGGUAUAUGCAAACAGUCCACAGACCAGCACCAACUGGCCCUCUGUGAUACCUGCAAGAAGCACUACCAUCUGGGCUGUCUGGACCCACCACUGAGCCGAAUGCCUAAGAAGACUGCCUUCAGCGGAUGGCAGUGCUCUGAGUGCGUCUCGUCUUCCAGUGAUACCUCCAUGGCUGAGACUGUAGAAGGCGAGGAAGGGGAUGAGGCAGGCAGGCGUAAGCGACGAGUCAUCCGAGAACCCAAUAAAUUCACCCCUCCCGUGGACGGCAAAGGCGGUCAGAAGAAGGUGGCCUCCAGGGGGAAGCGGAAAGGCCGGAGGGGACUGAAACGGAAACUGAAAGUGACCAAGGAGGAGGGCGAAGAAGAAUGUGGUACCUCAGUCAAUGCUGAGAAUGAGACGCCAAAAGCAAAACGCGAGCGGACGACCCAACGCAAGCUUCCAGUCAGAGAGGCAAAGGGGACAUGCGUCAAAUGCAACAAAGAGGGCGACUGUAACAGCAUUGUCAGGUGUGACCAGUGUAGGAAGUGUUACCAUCUGGGCUGCUUGGACCCACCCUGCAAGAAAUACCCCAAGAAGUUUGGUUACAUGUGGUACUGCACAGACUGCGAUACUGGCUCGUCAACGGAGGAAGAAUGUUUUGAGGAUCACGAGGAGCAAGAGAAACUAGCCACACCCGAUGAUAAACAGCCAGCCACACCCGACAACAAGCAGGUGUCUACACCCAGCAGCAAACCUUCCAAAGGGAAAAUGGCUACAGAGAAGUCGAGUCCCUCCAGCAAGAACAGUCCGGCAAGUGCCAGGGGCAGCCCAAAUGGGGAUAGCAAAACCAGCUUGGAUGGGAACAAGGCCAGCGUGAGCCCGAGCACCAGUAGCCCAAGUGGGAACAAGCCCAGCCCAAAUAGGAACAAAGCCAGGAAGGGCAGUGGGAGCCCCAGGGCGAGUAAAGCCAGCCCAAAUGGCACAAGCCCAAAUGGCAAAAAAAGAAGCCCAGGUGUGAAUGACACUAGCCCAAGUGAGAAUAAAGUUAGCCCAACCAGCAGUAAGGCGAGUCCAGGGAAGGGUAAGACCAGUCCAGGUGGAAGGCGGUCUAGUCCCGCGGGGAGCAAAGACAUCCAGGCUGGUGACAGCAAAGGACCCACCGGCAACAAGCGAAGCCCUCCGAAGAAAUGAAGACAACUGUUAUUAGACAGUCACAUCAAAACUGACGAAUUCUUUUGUUAACGUGUUCCUUUCUGUUACUUUUGUGAACACCUUUCGUUUGUCAAGCAUCUUAAAUUUUUAAUGGAAAAGAAAACUUGUUCACACCUUUUUUUUUCACAUUUAUUUCAAGAAUGAUGAGCAAAAUGCCAAACUGGGUUCGAAAUUUCAUUCAAAUACAACUCAUUUUACGUAUAAAAUUCCAUCUAAUAUUGAAAUGAUAGAUUCAACAUGAGUUUGUCCACUUCAUUGAUUUAAAUACCACGAAAGUAAAUUCAUAUGCAUCAAUUGCAUGCAAAACAGACCUUGCCUAUACAGAUUAUGUAAACUAAACUGCUUUGGGCAAAUCACAGGGCCACACUCAAAUUGUACAUCAUACAAUUGGGAUUUGAAGGUAUCUGACUUCACCUAUAAGAAGCCUAGGACUGAAAGUGGCAAUUACAGACUAAAAAAAAACAGUGGAACGAAAAUUACAUUUUUCACAGUGCGCCACCUGCCAAAUGUGCUUGCCAAUCCAAGGUACUCUUUUGUGUUUAACUAUGCGUAAUUCUGUAUUUUCAGAACUUCCUGUUUUCUUUUCUUCAAAGCAUUACUGACUGGAAAAACAUGUUUCAAGGGGUGGUACCAGACAAUGUGUAAUUACUGUGUGAAGACAGGUGCAGACAGCUUAAUCCUGCGAGUCUGUCAGUACAAGUUUAUUUUCCAUUAUGAGCCCUGGAUAUCACAUGGAACAUAUACAUGUAUGUAUUCGGUUCGUAAGUGUGACGUCACUUCAGUUUAAACCAUGCCUACUGCACAUGCACUGC